Messenger RNA from Gloeophyllum trabeum ATCC 11539, 1410 nucleotides. RefSeq lists its product as uncharacterized. Gene Ontology annotation, cellular component: ubiquitin ligase complex; cytoplasm. Bases 1 to 1410 code for a protein of 469 amino acids. Gene Ontology annotation, biological process: ubiquitin-dependent protein catabolic process; positive regulation of proteasomal ubiquitin-dependent protein catabolic process; protein polyubiquitination. The transcript has 6 exons. Gene Ontology annotation, molecular function: ubiquitin conjugating enzyme binding; ubiquitin protein ligase activity; zinc ion binding. The record is from RefSeq and is a predicted model, not a curated record. Lineage: Eukaryota; Fungi; Basidiomycota; Agaricomycetes; Gloeophyllales; Gloeophyllaceae.
AUGACAUCGACGUCCGUGAUAACUCAGACUCGCGAGCUUGCGGUCUUCGAAGACGAGGGCGACAACAAUGACUUCAUGAGUCUUGUUAUCUCCCUCCAACUCGAGGACCUGGAAGCAAUGGAAGCCACCGACAAAGGUAAAGCCCGCGACGACUCCGGGUUAGGGGACACCGUGUACAGCAUAUACAGAGCGGAGCUGGAGGCGAUGCGGCGCUGCCUUGAAGAUCAGAAGAUCGCGCAGAGUAUGGAUGCCGCGCUGGACGCGGAUGCGGGGAUCCUGGAGGAGGUCUUGCGAGAGGAGGCAAUUGCCCGUCGUGACCAUGAACUGGCGGUUGCGCUCUCGCAGGGCCGAGAGAUACCCCAAGAAGAGCCGCAACCUCAGCCUGCAGCAAAGCCGCCGGGGGAGGGUUAUCGUCCGUCGGCGACGAGCACAAGAACUCCGACGCCUGUUCAGCAACCGAAGACCAAAGAGGUCUCUGAGCACUCGAUUUCACCUAGAUCCCAAACGUCGUCAAGUGAUGGACAAGGGACGAGUAUCGCGUCCAGCUCAAGGAUAAUUACAGCAGUGCAGAAUAUAAUCAAGUUCGAGUGCGUGAUCUGCAUGACCUCCGUCGGCUCCGAUCAGGCAGUCAAGGUCCCUUGUGGGCACCACUACGACUUUGACUGCCUCGUUGAGCUCUUCCUCCAGGCAACCAAAGACGAAAGCCUCAUGCCCGCGCGCUGCUGCAAACAACCCAUCCCGCUCGACCUCGCGCGCCCGCACCUGACAUCGCAACAGGCCCUCGAGUAUCGCGCGAAGGAGAUCGAGCACGACACGCCGAACAGGCUGUACUGCCCGCGUGCGACGUGCUCCGCCUUCCUCGGCGCGGCGGGGGGCGCCGGUACUGUGACGUGCUACCGGUGCGCGGUAAGGGUGUGCAAGGAGUGCAAGGCGCUCGAGCACCCACUGGGGGAGUGCCGCCCUGACUUUGGCGACGAGACGAUGCUCGAGCUUGCUAGAAGGGAGGGAUACCAGCGCUGCCCGGUGUGCCACCGCUUCACGGAGCUCGCGCAUGGGUGUUACCACAUGACGUGCGUGUGCAGGGCCCAGUUCUGCUACCUCUGCGGGGCGCGCUGGAAGACGUGCAAAUGCCGGGAGUGGGACGAGGAGCGACUGCUAGACCGCGCGCAGGCGCAGGUCCGAGCGGAGUUCGGGAGGCCCGCCCAGGCGGCACAGGUGCCCCUCUUUCGCCAGCGCGUCGCGCAGGCCGUGGAUUACCUACGAGAUAACCACGACUGCUCACACCCAAGGUGGCGGUACCGCGCUGGCGGCGACAACUGCGAGGAGUGUGGCCAUUAUUUGCCGCAGUUCUUGCUGCGUGUGUUCGGUGCACCAGGAACCGUCUCUAAGACGGCUGUCACCUGGAUGUGA